CGGUGCGGGUGCUCGGCAGGCGCGCUCCUGCUCCAGAGUUGGAAAAGGAGGUCGGGGGAGCUGCACGUCACGGGGCCGAGGAAUAUCGGGGAAUCAGCUGGUGACUGAGAGCGGAGCCGUGCAUCGCUGAGGACUCCAUCUCUCCGCAGGACCAGGAUGACCGAGAUAAGGCAGAGGCUGGCCCGGGAGGCGGAGGAGGAGAAGGAAAUCGAACCGGAUACCAAACUUGAUGGAGAGACGGCAUCUGACAGCGACAGUAAAACUGACCCUGCCAGUACUCAACAAGGCACACCAACUGAUGAUACUCCAGAGGUCCUCAACAGAGCUUUAUCAAGCUUGUCAUCCAGAUGGAAGAAUUGGUGGAUCAGAGGCAUCUUGACAUUAGCCAUGAUUAGCUUUUUCUUCAUCAUCAUCUACUUAGGACCAAUCGUGCUCAUGAUGAUUGUGAUGUGUGUUCAGAUUAAAUGUUUCCAGGAGAUCAUUAUGAUUGGAUACAAUGUGUACCAUUCCUAUGACUUGCCUUGGUUCCGGACACUUAGCUGGUAUUUCCUGCUUUGUGUCAACUAUUUCUUCUAUGGAGAGACCGUUACAGACUAUUUCUUCACUCUAGUACAGAACGAGGAGCCACUUAGGAUCCUUAGCAAAUACCAUCGAUUCAUCUCCUUUGCCUUGUACCUCUUGGGGUUCUGCAUGUUUGUUCUGAGCCUGGUGAAGAAGCACUAUCGUCUCCAGUUUUAUAUGUUUGGCUGGACACAUGUCACUCUGCUGAUUGUUGUCACCCAGUCUCAUCUAAUCAUACACAAUCUGUUUGAGGGCAUGAUCUGGUUCAUUGUGCCCAUCUCCUGCGUGAUCUGCAAUGAUAUCAUGGCCUAUAUGUUUGGCUUCUUCUUUGGUCGGACCCCACUCAUCAAGCUGUCGCCCAAGAAGACGUGGGAAGGCUUUAUUGGAGGCUUCUUCUCUACAGUUGUGUUUGGAAUAAUACUUUCUUACUUCAUGGCUGGAUACAGCUACUUCGUGUGCCCUGUGGAGUAUAACAGCGACACCAACAGAUUUGCAGUGGACUGCGUGCCACCAGAUCUCUUUCAGUUGCAGGAAUAUCACAUCCCUGCGGUGAUUCAGUCUUUCAUUGGCUGGAAAACUGUCUGGAUGUAUCCUUUCCAAAUCCAUAGCAUCGCUCUUUCUACGUUUGCCUCACUCAUUGGGCCUUUCGGAGGAUUCUUCGCCAGUGGAUUCAAGAGAGCGUUCAAGAUCAAAGAUUUUGCCAACACCAUUCCAGGCCAUGGCGGUAUCAUGGACAGAUUUGACUGUCAAUACUUGAUGGCUACGUUUGUGAAUGUGUACAUUGCCAGCUUUAUCAGGGGGCCCAACCCAAGCAAACUAAUUCAGCAGUUUUUAACAUUGCGUCCUGACCAACAAAUUCACAUUUUCAACACACUGAAGUCCCACCUAACGGAGAGGGGGGUGCUGGGAAAUGGCGAGGGUGUUUAAAGCAGCUGUACAUCCCAUCUGGGCGGCACCUCCACCCAGCGCAUGUGGGUUCACUGUACAGUAACGCUGUUCCAGCCCUUCUUGGAGAGGACUCAUUAACCCCUUUGCUGCUGGAGAUGUUUCCAGAGGUCGUUUUUCUGUGUUUUUUCCCCCCCCACAAGCCUUGUGUUUACAUAUACUUUCUGAAGACAGAGCCUGAGGGCCAUAUUUAUAGAGGUGGUAAAUAUGGGGUGCACUGCAUUCCAGCCUCCCACACACAUACACUAUGGAGUGAGGGACAUUUCUGAAAGUGUAUAAGGUAUUUCUUUAUGCCAUAUUUAGACCAUUUAAUGAGCCAUUCUUGGAUUUUUAUUAAGCAUAUCUUUUUAUCAUUUUACAGAAUUAUUUAGGUCUGUACAUUUCAGUGUUAAAUGGUGGAUAUGGUAUGGUGUGUACUGGGACACGUUUUUAUUCUGCUGAGUUUUUUUAAUUCGGAGGAUAAGUGGUGCAGCAUAGGAACUGGUGAUGAGGUUUUCGACCACUAGAUGUCAGUAUAUAUAUCAAAAUAUCAAUAAUAUAAUGGCGUUCAAUACAAGACAGAAAAUAUAUAUUAUUGGCGAGGUGGCUCAACACCCUAUUACCCACAUUUUGCUUUGCUGUGCUUAGAUCCCUGUAAGGGUAGGCAGCAUUUAGGAUCGAUUGAACCCUUUAUACGUUCAUCAAUGUAGGUGUGUAACUGAAGGCAGCAGACACGGGGUACAGUGAAAGCAGCCAUGUACAUUUAGGCCCAUUGCACACAGGGCCAUCUAGCUGUGGUGCCUCCCUCCUGGGGCUUUAAUGUGUCCGGAAGGGACAGGUGCAGCAUCCACAAGCCUGACAAAGUAUAUGGCUGCUGUACCGAGUGGUACUGGGCUUUUAAGGGUUUGUGCACUUAAGGGUGAAGUUCCAGAACAAAGGUCUUCUGCAUUCCAGAACUUUGUCCCUGAGCGCACAGAACCCUUAAUGCUGGUACCACUCGGUACAGUGUUCAGCCCUGUCCAGCUGUAGCCUGCCAUAGACUUUGAUAGGCUAUUAGUAGCAGGGCUGGACACUGCACCUGGUUCUCCUAGGCGGGCUAGAUGGCCCCAUGUGAAAGGGCAUUACCUAUGCAACAUACGUUUUCAUGAAAAUUCUAUCCAUGAAAUCCUGAUAUCGCCUGACUAGAAAGGCCAUUAGAAUAAAUCCAUAUAUACUGUACAUCUAAACUUGUGUUAUGUUCCUUAGACUUUACCUUGGCUGAGUUUUUGGGUUGCACAUUAGUCUUUCGGCAGGUACACGGCCAGCUUUGUUUAAUAUACAUUUACAAUGGUGUACAAGUCCUGAAGUGACAAUAGACACAAGGAGAUUGCAGCGCACAAAACCUAGAGGGCCACAGGACCUCCAGCAAUAGGAAUAUAGCGGUUGUUUUCUAGGAUUGGCGCUAGUUAGGUCACACGUGUUCAAUGUCCUUGAAAACCUCUUUCCAUGUCUCCACUUUCAGAAAUGUCUCUCUAUAUGGGUCACGGUUAAGGCAUGUUUACAUACUCAGUUUUUACUAGCCUUUUAUUUGUCCGACACAAAUAACAUAGAUCCUAAGUUAUGACCAUAAACUUCACAUUUUAGUGUCUCUAUCAUGUUAUAUACAGUAAGUGUUGCAUCAGGUUUAAAUUAUUUUAUUAUUGUUAAUGCUUUGCUGUGAAGGACUGGGUAUUACAGCAAUUUUGAACUUUUUAUUUUUAUUUUUUAAGGGAUUUGAAAUGAUCCUCUAACUUUUUGUUUAGUAAAUUUGAAUUCCAGGUAUAGUUGGCAUAGUUGGAUUGGUUCAGCUUGAAACAAUGCAUAUGCCAUACCCUUAGGGACUGCUCUGGAAGUGGAGUAUCACUGUAGUAGUCGCUGAUACUACAGCGUUCACCACUGUCUUCUUGGUCAUGUGCUAACUGGCUGCACUGCUGCAUAGUGAACUCGGGGGGGGGGGGGGGGCAAGGAUUUGGCAUCCUGCUUGGAGGAAAUACAGUCCUGGAUGGGAGCCAAUUAUUUAAAACGUAAUGGCUCAAAAAUGGAAUGUAUUAUCAUUAGUAAUCAGAGCAAAACCAGUUUGGCUUUCCUUCUUGGCCGGCUUCGUUUAUGCCAUCCCCGACCCCGACUACCCAGGUUCGGGACUUGGGAAUCAUUUUGGAUUCCAAAUUGUCAUUGAAGGCGCAGGUAAAUCAGAUGGUAAGCGCAUGUUACUACCAGCUGAAACUACUGCGUUCUACAUUGCAUUUCAUUGACGAGGUGGACAAAGUCCACGUGAUCAAUGCUUUUAUUGGCAGUCGGCUGGACUAUUGUAACGCGUUAUACAUGGGGUGUCCAAAAACUCUUCUGCAUAAGCUUCAGCUGAUCCAAAAUGCCGCAGCUAGGUUAUUAACGGGUGUGGGUCAUCGGGACCAAAUUACACCAUCUCUGAAAGCCCUACAUUGGCUACCGGUUGCUGUACGUUUUUUUUUCAAAGUGGGUUGCAUCGUCCACAAAGCUAUCCAUAAGAUAGGCCCAGGGUAUCUGCAAGAAAAAUGUAACUGGUACGUUCCCAACACUGAGAUCUGCUGAUCAGGCUAAUUUGAUUGUCCCUAAAUUUAGAAGAACUAAAUGUGGAGGGAGGACGCUGGAUGCACAAGGUUCAAUAUUCUGGAAUUCUCUACCUCUAUACAUAAGACGUGAGAAGGAUUUAUUAAAAUUUAAAUUUUUUAAAAACUUUUUUAUUUUCUCAAGUUUCCUAAUUAGGGUAAGAUAUUAGCAUUUUUUAGCUCUUUUAAAUGUUUAUCUGGUGUUUUAUGUUGUUUAUCACGCAGUAAUGAUGAGAUUUUUUUUGUACAUGUAUAUGUUGGUCUUUGAGCGCAUCGAGGCCUUCGGGUAAUGACUGCGCUACAAAUAAGCAUUUUAAUAAAUAAAUUAGGGGUCGCUUGCUCAGCAUUGGAACCAUUUAUAGAAUACUUUUGGAUUUUUCUCAAUGAAAGCAAAGCGUUCCAUGAUUGGAUGCGGUGGAGAUUGAGGUCACUGCACCCCUCCACCUCAUCCAAUCAAAGAAUGCUUUGCAUUCAUUGAGAGAAAAAUGCAAGGGGAUCUGUGAAUGCACAUGACCCAGAUGACGGGGGGGCGAUCCGCUUUUACAGUGGCCUCACCGCCAUGGCAUAUGCAUACUUACAUUGGUUCAUGCUGGACCAACCCAACUAUGCAAAGAAAUCCAUACCUGGAAUCCAGCUUUUACUGAAGAGGUUUCAAUAGUUUGUGUCACGGCCCUAUAUGUAAUCGGCAAGCACAUCAUAUACAGCAACAAGUACACAGUGUACAGAGUCCUCCUUCAUUCACUUGUUUUCACAUCCCCAUAGUUGGUCAUUAUCUUUCCUCUUAUGUGUAAAAAGAAAUGUGUUUUAUUUAUCUUGUGUUCCUUAAACUUGUUCCAUUCUGUAAUUUCUCCUAUGAGUUUUCUGUAUUUAGCACAAUUAUUUUUUCUUUUCUUUUUUUAGAGAAGUGUAAACCCAUUUUGACAAUUUUUUUUCCAUUGUUUUGUGAAUGUAUAUUGUGUUUUUUUAGCUGUUACUCUUCACUGGUGUUUUACAGACUGCAGGCCUGCAGAUUAAUUGUUGGAUCCUGUAGUCACCCAACCAGUCAUUGUUCAUGAUUUAUGUGUAUAAAAUGUGAACUUUUUUCAUAUAUAAAGCUAGUUCUCUUUGGAAGGGCCAGCCAAUCCAAACCACGCAAUGGUUCACACAAUAACACUGGCUGGUCUGUUUUUUCUGCAGGUUAUGCAUUGUGCAAGUUAUAUUUCUUACACAUUGCUGCCUUCCUGUUUAUUAAUCCCAUAGAGAAGUUACCAUCAUCACCCCCUUGUAUGCCUUUUUUUAGCUAGCCUAAAAAGAUUCUUGCAGAACAGGCUGCAGACAUUGAAUAUCAAAUAUGUACAGGAUUGGGUGCUUUUAUAGAACUGUUUCUGAAUAUUGUUUGCUACUAUUUUAUCUGUGUAUAGUUUACUGCUCCUUAAAUUAUAUACAGUAUUUGCAGCUAAGAGAUAUUUUUAAUUAAAUAACUUUUUAUUAAAUUCUCCUGACAUGUAAAAAUGGUGAUGACCACAGUUGUACCAUAGGCUCCGGGCCAUAAAGGCCUGUGACCUAUUUCAUUGUAAUAAAUAACACAUCUUUACUUGAGAUGUCUCUGGCCUACUGGGAGACUUUUGGGCGUGUUCGGAUCGUGCCCCCCAGGAAGCCGUCACUAUUAGUAGCCAUUUUCAUAAGAUUGCCACUGCAACAGGUGCUCUACCAGUGAACACUGGAGAUAUUCAUCAGCAUAUGUAGUAUAGUCAUUUGCUGCAUCCAUUGUUUUUUUUAUUUGGUGGAUUAUUGAAUUUACUAUCUGGCAUGCAGUCAGGAUUAAUUAUUAGACCAAAGCAAUGCACUAAAUUUUAAGCAGAGGUUGGCUACCCAUUUUAAAUAAGCGUUUUAAAGUUCCUCUUACAAAUAUGGUAAAGCCCAACUCCAGGCAGCGCCCACACUGCAAACAUUAAUGGCUCAUCUUGUCCAGGGGAGAGGAA
Messenger RNA from Rana temporaria (common frog), 6049 nucleotides. It is a transcript of the gene CDS2, whose product is annotated as CDP-diacylglycerol synthase 2. Lineage: Eukaryota; Metazoa; Chordata; Amphibia; Anura; Ranidae. The transcript has 13 exons. Gene Ontology annotation, molecular function: phosphatidate cytidylyltransferase activity. Gene Ontology annotation, cellular component: endoplasmic reticulum membrane. Bases 157 to 1488 code for a protein of 443 amino acids. The record is from RefSeq and is a predicted model, not a curated record.